This is a messenger RNA of Gymnodraco acuticeps, 3292 nucleotides long. It is a transcript of the gene tlr18, whose product is annotated as toll-like receptor 18. Gene Ontology annotation, molecular function: transmembrane signaling receptor activity; protein binding. Gene Ontology annotation, cellular component: membrane. The record is from RefSeq and is a predicted model, not a curated record. NCBI's taxonomy places the organism in Eukaryota, Metazoa, Chordata, Actinopteri, Perciformes, Bathydraconidae. The coding region runs from base 203 to 2839 and encodes 878 amino acids. Gene Ontology annotation, biological process: immune response; toll-like receptor signaling pathway; inflammatory response. The transcript is spliced from 4 exons.
CCGCGUUUGAUACCAGAUUGCCUACCCGGUUCCGACCCUGCCUGUCCUCGAUCUGCCUGCUCCCUGAUCCUGCCUGUCCCUCGACUAUGCUGUUUGGUCUGUUAUCCGACCCUGCCUGUAUCUACGCUGACCGCCUCGCUUACUCCCUGACUCUCUGCCUGUCCCUGACUCACCUUCUGCCCGCUGUCCUCCGUCUGCCACCAUGAUAUGGAGAUGGGUUCAUUUAAGUGCUCUUCUUCUUGGAGCACUCGCAUCCCCAGCUCUAUCCUCCCAACGCACCACUAACACUGACGGAGAAUCCUGUCACAUCUACAGAUCUGGCCGCUCAGCAGACUGUCUGGGAAGACAGUUCGAGCAUAUCCCGUGGAGACAAUUUCCAUCCACACUGGAAGAGAUAGAUCUCUCUUACAAUAAACUUCAAGCUGUCCGUGUUGACGACUUCCUCCGCCUCCCUCAGCUUCACACCCUAAAGCUGCAGUACAAUAACAUUUCACACAUUGACAAAGAUGCCUUUAAAAACAACACGCUGCUGGAGCAUCUUAACAUCUUCAAUAACUCCCUGGAGGAAAUUCCUGCCGCAGCUUUGUCUACUCUGUUGAAUCUGAAAAAGCUCUACAUGUCCAAUAACCUUUACAAAAGUGCGACUUUGGCUCAUAGCUUUUCCAAAUGUGUCAAACUGAAAGUUCUGUCUAUGGGUGGCCCUCUGGUGAUGGGUCUAAAGAAAGCUGAUUUUCAGCCCCUGAAGAACAUUAAGUUACAGGAGUUUGCAAUUAAAUGUUCAUCCGAUCUCAGUUACUACGAGCCUGGAAGUUUAGAAGUCAUCCAGACAAGAGAUAUGGGCUUUGAUAUGGCCAUAGAUCAACUGCCACAUGCUCUUCCCUACAUGCUACAGGACAUUGCCAACAAGACCUUCAGGGCCAUCCAAUUCCGAAACAUCUUUGAGUUCAUGUACUACAUGGAAGAUGAGGACAUUUUCAAGGGUUUAAAAGACAUCACAGCCCAACAGCUCGUCUUUCACAGAGGCAAAUUCAAUGAGAAUCUCCUCAGUAUGGCUUUGAUGAACUUACAAGACGCCCCCAUCAAAAGGUUGAGACUUCAGUACAUCGACUUUGCCCGUUCACCCACGUUUGUUGAUAGCGGAGCUGGUUCCAGCAUCACCGACCUGGCACUGGAUAAGUUGGAGCUUUGGUACAUCAGCAACCCUGAUAUCCUGAGAUUUGACUGGCGCUUCACCUGGUUCAACAAAGUUAAGGAACUGUCCAUUCAGCAUGUGUACUUCAACUUCGUUCCCUGCGAUGCCUGGGUUGAGAUGGAAGUUGUGGAGAUACUGGAUGCCUCCAAUAAUCGUCUCAAUAAUGAGUUCCUGUUUAACAAACAGUGUGAUUACAGGGGCGCCGUGCCAAAUCUUCACACCCUCAACAUGAGCAGAAAUGUCCUGACCAGUUUAAGAGACUUGUCAAUGCUAACAAAGGAGUUCAAGCAGCUGCAUGUAUUGGAUUUUAGCUUCAACCAGAUGGGAUCUGCUGGAACAAGUCAGGACUGUGUUUGGCAAAUAAAUAUCACCAGGAUUAUAGCUCACCACAAUCCAUUUGUAAGUGAAGCUCUGCAGUGUCUGCCCACCACGGUGCAGUACUUGGACUUGUCCUACUGCGACCUCGACCAGCUGGACUUGAUGUACUUUGAGAAAGCCACCAACCUGAAAGAGCUCCUGUUAAGUGGAAAUAAAAUCAAGUAUAUACCAUGUAAGUGGAAAAGUCAGUCACUGCAGUCACUAUCUUUGGAUGGGAAUUCGUUCGGUCUCAUUAGCAAGGCGUCUUUCCAGGACAUGCCUCAACUAUCUCAGCUGAGGGCAGGGAACAAUCCUUUCCAUUGCACCUGUGAACUCCAUGCGUUCGUCCAGGAUACGAUUUCAAAGGCAAAGGUUAACCUGACCGACUGGCCUUGGAACUACAGGUGUUACCAUCCAGAGGCCUUGCUAAACACAGUCAUAUCCAAAUUCUUCCCAAAUCAAGUAGCCUGUGACACCAGACUAGUGAUCAUCAUCUGUGUGGUGACCACUGCAGCAGUGAUCUUGAUAUUAAUGCUGAUUUGCUAUAUUUUUGACCUGCCGUGGUACACUAAAGCAACGUAUCAGAUCAUCCGGGCCAAAUACAGAUAUCACAAGGAAAAGGCGGCGGGGGAAUUGGAGGAUUGUACUUAUCAUGCCUUUAUAUCAUACAGCCACUCUGAUGCAGACUGGGUGAGGGAACAGCUCUUACCCAGUUUAGAGAACCACAAGAACCCUUACCGUCUGUGUAUUCAUGAGAGGGACUUCAUGCCAGGAAAGUGGAUCAUCGAUAACAUCAUUGACAACAUUGAAAGCAGCCGUAAGGUAAUAUUCAUCCUCUCUCGGCACUUUGUGAACAGCGAGUGGUGCAACUAUGAGCUGUACUUCACUCAGCAGAGAGCAAUGGGAAAGACCUUUGGGGAUGUCAUCCUUGUGAUGAUGGAGCCCAUGGAUGCCAGGUCCAUUCCCAGCAAGUACUGCCGGCUGAAGAAGAUGCUCAGCACCAAGACAUACCUGGAGUGGCCCCAGCAGGUCAACCUGCAGGCGUUUUUCUGGGCACAGCUGAGGAGUGUUCUGGGCAAGCCGACAAUGACCCGAGAGGAGAGGCACAGCGUUAGGAGCAGAACGUUAUCUGUGGGCGAAGUUUCUGUGAUUGGGCCCCCCAUCGAAGAUACCAGGCCUGAAGGAGCAACACCUAAUGCAGACAACGAAGCAGUACCAAAAGAUGAGAUCAUAAAAAGGAACAAUUGUGAACUUUCCAAUCAAAGACAAAUUCCUCUAGUGGCACUCUGACAAAAUGGAUAGUCAAGUAAAGAACUGAGUUCAGGUAACCUUUUGGAAAUGAUGUAUGUAAAAGCUGGGAGCAGGAGCCAACGUCUCAUUCGGAGGAGAAGGACAUUACCCUUUGACAGCCCAUGUCAUUCUGUCGUGUGUUCCCGAGGACCCAGAGAUGCCCCCUGCUCCACGACAGGCCAGCUGACAGGCUCCGAAACGCCACAAGCUGAAGAUUUCUCCUUUUGCGAUACAGUAACAAGCGUGGUUUCAUGAAGAUAUGGUGACAGCAGCCUGACUGUGAAAGGACUAUGCUAAUCAACCUGAUCUCACCAGAAUGCGUGACUCCACCACGACUCCUUAACACUGCAUUGCGUGGUGGAGUCACGAACUUUGUUACAUUUACGUGUCUGCACCACGCAAACAACCCCAAUGUAAAGUGAAUGAGGCUCUUUUGUCGUGGUGCACACACGC